Messenger RNA from Humulus lupulus (European hop), 1616 nucleotides. RefSeq names its product aromatic aminotransferase ISS1-like. The record is from RefSeq and is a predicted model, not a curated record. NCBI's taxonomy places the organism in Eukaryota, Viridiplantae, Streptophyta, Magnoliopsida, Rosales, Cannabaceae. The transcript has 9 exons. Gene Ontology annotation, biological process: biosynthetic process. Bases 132 to 1328 code for a protein of 398 amino acids. Gene Ontology annotation, molecular function: catalytic activity; pyridoxal phosphate binding.
UCUCUCUUAUUCUUCUUUCCUUUUAGAUUCUUGAGAACAGUGCAUUGAUUUGGACAUUUGUGAAUAUCCAGAUCAACUAUUAAGCUUGCUCUCCUCCAUUAUUUUUUUUUUCUCAUUUUCAAGUGGGUAAAAUGGAAUAUGGGAACUUGGCCACUCGGGCUCUCAACACUGAUCUUCCAAUCAUGGUUAAGAUACUUGAGUUGACCAAUAGUGUUGAAGAUCCAAUGCCUCUAGCUAAGGGAACAGUGCACUGGCAACCACCAGAAGAGGCUUUGGAAAAGGUUAAACACAUAGCAUUGGAGCCAUCAACCAGUAGGUAUGGAGCUCAUGAAGGCCUUCCACAGCUCAAGGAAGCAUUAACCAGAAAGGUGCAAGAGAAGAAUAAAUUGUUGAAAUCUUCAGUUAUGGUUACAUCAGGUUCAAAUCAGGGAUUUCUAAACCUUGUGCUAACACUAUGUGAUGUAACAGACUCUGUAGUACUGUUUGCACCAUACUUCUUCAAUGCACACAUGUCUUUCAAUAUGACAGGCAUCACUAACAUAUUGAUAGGUCCAAGUGAUCCCAAAACACUUGAUCCAGAUGCAGAUUGGUUAGAGAGAACACUUUGUGAAACAAAACCUACACCAAAGCUUGUUUCUUUAGUAAAUCCAGGAAACCCAUCAGGGAAAUGCAUUUCAGAGCCUCUUCUAAAGCGAAUUUCAGAUAUUUGCCAAAGGGCUGGAUCUUGGCUUGUAAUUGAUAAUGCAUACGAGCACUUCGUGUAUGAUGGUCUAAAGCACUGUUGUCUAGAGGGGAAUCAUAUUAUCAAUCUAUUUUCUUUCUCAAAAGCAUAUGGAAUGAUGGGAUGGCGAGUUGGAUAUAUAGCUUACCCGUCUGAGGCAAAGGCUCUAAGAACUCAGCUUCUCAAGGUUCAGGACAAUGUAGCCAUCUGUGCUCCGAUAAUAUCGCAGUAUCUAGCACUCUACUGCUUAGAAGCUGGGGAUGAAUGGAUCAAAAACAAUGUUAAAAGCCUUGGCAAAAACAAAGAACUACUUAUUGAGGCUCUUACACCACUAGGAAAAGAUGCAGUGACAGGAGGUGAAGGAGCUAUAUACCUAUGGGCCAGGCUCCCUGAAAAGUACUUGAACGACGAUUUUGAAGUUGUUUGCUGGCUCGCUCAUAGACAUAGUGUGGUGGUUCUCCCUGGAAGCGCUUGUGGCGUGUCUGGAUGCAUCCGGAUCACGUUUGGAGCGGUAACUCUAGAGAGUUGUCAUGUUGCUGCAAAGAGGCUCAGGAAAGGCUUGGAAGAACUUGUUACAUAUGGUAUGGUGGAGGAAGCGAGAAAGUAAGGAUAUUGUUGAACAAGGUGUUGGGUGUUAUAAUGCAACUUUCAAUGAGAGCAUAACAGCAAGCAAAUGUAUUAUUCUUUCUGAUCCUCACAGCUAAGUAACUUCCAAGUUACAGUUACUUGAAAUUCUUACAAUUGUACUUAAAUGACAUUAUAAAUCUAGUUCUAUGUUCUAGAAUGUAGAAAGACGAAGAAGUGGCCAGUGGCAUAUGUGAGCAAGCAUCAGAGCUCUGUGUCAUGGUUUUUUUUCUAUUUUUUCAAUAAAAUGAAUUGAUUAAAAACAUGGUAA